AUGCAUGGGGGAGGGCUCCGGUUAAUGCAAGUUCUGGGCUCCUGCAGGGACCCCGACAACUGUCAGCAGCCACAGCAGCUCGGGCCCUCCUCCUCUGCGUCCUCAGCGAUGCUUUUCCACAGUCUUUCCGGCUCGGAGAUGCACGGGGUCAUCGACGAGAUGGAUCGGAGAACCAAAAGCGAAGCACCGGCCAUCAGCUCGGCUAUAGACAGGGGAGAGACGGAAACGCAGACCAUGCCUUCCAUCAGCAGUGACAGGGCUGCCCUGUGCGCCGGCUGCGGGGGUAAAAUCUCCGACCGUUAUUACCUCCUGGCUGUGGACAAACAGUGGCACAUGCGCUGCCUGAAGUGCUGUGAAUGUAAACUCAACCUGGAGUCCGAACUCACUUGCUUCAGCAAGGACGGCAGCAUCUACUGCAAGGAGGACUAUUACAGGAGGUUUUCGGUGCAGAGAUGUGCGAGAUGUCACCUGGGGAUUUCUGCCUCCGAGAUGGUCAUGAGGGCCAGGGAUUUGGUAUAUCACUUAAAUUGCUUCACUUGCACCACUUGCAACAAGAUGCUGACCACUGGCGAUCACUUUGGCAUGAAGGACAAUCUGGUGUACUGCCGCCUCCAUUUCGAGACUCUCAUCCAGGGGGAGUACCAGGUGCAUUUCAAUCACUCGGAUGUAGCCGCUGGGAAGGGCCCGGCUUUGGCAGCGGGCUCUGCCAACACUUUGGGACUGCCUUAUUACAAUGGCGUGGGGACUGUCCAGAAGGGGAGACCCAGGAAAAGAAAAAGCCCGGGGCCUGGAGCAGAUCUAGCAGCCUACAAUGCAGCUUUGAGUUGCAACGAAAACGAUGGUGACCACCUGGACAGAGACCAGCAAUACCCCAGCAAUCAAAAAACAAAGCGCAUGAGGACAUCCUUCAAACACCACCAGCUGCGGACAAUGAAGUCAUACUUUGCUAUUAACCACAAUCCUGAUGCCAAGGACUUGAAACAGCUAGCUCAGAAAACUGGCCUCACCAAAAGAGUUCUUCAGGUUUGGUUUCAAAAUGCUCGAGCCAAAUUCCGACGGAACCUCUUACGUCAAGAAAACACAGGGGUGGAUAAGACUUCAGACUCCACACUCCAAGCAGGGACCCCAUCAGGUCCUGCCUCAGAAAUCUCCAAUGCCUCCAUGAGUCCAUCCAGCACCCCCACCACUUUAACAGACUUGACUAAUCCCACUAUGCCAACUGUGACGUCGGUCUUGACAUCGGUGCCCGGAAGUCUUGAGGUUCACGAAUCUCGAAGUCCUUCACAGACGACUCUUACGAAUCUUUUCUGAUGACUCUUUCUUAAUAAUUUCUUUAAAAAAGAAAUUAUUCUUAGCUGAAAUUCCAAGUGUAUUUUAAUAGAGGCUUUGAGCAACUGACUAACCACAAUUAGGAUCUCUCCUAAAAAACAGAAGGAAAUGUAGUGUUCUGGUAUUACGGAGUAUGGACUGAAGAAUAACUUGGAAGAUCUAUUGCAACACAACAUUUGUGUAACUGUACAGUUUUGUGGACUGAGCAAGGGAAACAGCAAUUAAUUUAAGUUGGCUAAAGCUUCUGUAUUUUCAAAGACUGCCAUGUGCCUUAUAUACUGUUUUAUCUACAUUCUUUGGAUUCCAUGUCCACUUCUCUCUUUUUCUCUCUGUAUAUUUAUGACCAGGGCAAAAAUGUUAAAGAGUUUGUUACUUUGAAUAGUCCUAAGCCUUUCAUUGGUUCCUUUGUUGUUUUAGAAUUUUAAGGUCGAAGUCUGUUGGAAUACCAGAAUUUGUAAAAUCUAACCAGUAAUAAAACCACUUAUGGAAACUACUCGGUAACGGCUGCAGUUACGUCUAACAUUAGUGUCACAAUCGAGGUAGGCUGCCUGGAUCUAAAAGGGUUAGAAAAAUGCACUCCAAAGACAGUGUCUGCCUAGGAAAGCCCCUAAAUACGAUGUACACAUUCCUCUGGUUCCCAAAGUACGUAUGGGUGAGAAACCCAGCUUGUGCAACAGCCUAGGUGUC
Molecule: messenger RNA, 2016 nt
Organism: Hirundo rustica (Barn swallow)
Lineage: Eukaryota; Metazoa; Chordata; Aves; Passeriformes; Hirundinidae
Gene: LHX2
Product: LIM homeobox 2
Exons: 5
Coding region: 1-1311 (436 amino acids)
Biological process (GO): regulation of transcription by RNA polymerase II; neuron differentiation
Cellular component (GO): nucleus
Molecular function (GO): DNA-binding transcription factor activity, RNA polymerase II-specific; RNA polymerase II transcription regulatory region sequence-specific DNA binding
Source: RefSeq, a predicted model, not a curated record